Molecule: messenger RNA, 1005 nt
Organism: Pomacea canaliculata
Lineage: Eukaryota; Metazoa; Mollusca; Gastropoda; Architaenioglossa; Ampullariidae
Exons: 3
Coding region: 237-641 (134 amino acids)
Source: RefSeq, a predicted model, not a curated record
GGGUGUUCAAGUAAAAGUACCGGUGACUGCGUGUCUCUGGUCAGGGGAGUGAACCCCACUGCAAGAGCAAGGUCUCACCUAGAGUUACUUCCCAUGAGUGCUCUUGCACCAUCGCACCACAACAAGGAUCUAUAUUUAGGAUUCCAAGAUAUCCGCCUUUGCACGGUGAUCAUGCAAUCAGUACAGGACUGUAAAAACUCAUCAACCAAGAAAUUCAAGGGUUUUCCUUCUCUGAGAUGACGACCACCCACAACAGUCCGUCACGUGACCUCACGUCGCUGGGAGUGAACGACGCUCUCCGUCUGUGUGAACAGACGACCGACAUUGACACCAUUCUGGCCUUGACCCAUCACCCCGCGCCAAGUGUGCGGAAGCGAGCCCUCGUGGAGAUGUGUCCUUGUCGUGUCCAAGAGGACCUGUCGGAAUUCUGGGAACGAGUUUUUGAGAUGAUUUCUGAUGAAGACGCUAAUGUCAGAUACCAGGUACUCCAUACCUUGUGUGAUGGGUCACCUGCACACCUCGAAUUGCGAGUGGCCGAAGCUCUGGACACAUUCAAUCGAGACCCUGACCCGAAGAUUAGAAGGAAAGCCCACCAGUGUCUGACCUCGUACUGGCGCAAGGGCAAGUGGAACAUCAUGUGAAGCGUGUGCAUCAUGGAGCAGACCAUCAAAUAUAAUAACAUGUCUCUAUAUUUGGCAGUGAACUCUGAGCGGCACUAUUAGGACAUUAUGCCAUCCAACUUCAGAUCAUCCCUGGAUAUCGUUCAAGCCUCAUUUUAAAUACCUUCAGCUCAGUGCUCCUCCCAACAUUACUUUGUGGAGAUGCAUUAGAGGCUCUACAGCAAAGUACACCUGUGUGGAGGCCAUAGCUUGAUAUUGUGAUCUUCUUCUUCUUCGUCGAUCACUCAAAUGGACACGCCUGCCUCCUGCACAAAUGAUGCUGUGCGCCGCAGGUCCUCCAGGUUGCCGUGUAGCUUCCUCAAUACUGGCGUCUCAUCAGUCCAAA